Seminavis robusta is the source of this 654-nucleotide messenger RNA. The record is from the annotation of a GenBank genome assembly. NCBI's taxonomy places the organism in Eukaryota, Bacillariophyta, Bacillariophyceae, Naviculales, Naviculaceae.
AUGAUUCCCAAUUUCUCCGUUCCUUCUCCCGGUCUGAGCCGCGAUGUUUCCGGCGGCAGCACCAUCUCCACCGGCAACAGCAAGCGUCGCAGCAGUGGCACCUUUAAAAAGUUGAGUUUCAACAAGAAGAAUCUCUGUUCGGUUUCCUUUGGCGGUGUGGAGCAACGCGAGAUUGCCCACAUUCCCUACGAGUGCGCCUACGAUGUCUACUACACCGCCUUGGAACUCAAGGAACUGCGCCGAGAAGAAGUGAUUGCCGUCCGUCGUGCCAUGGCCAACAGUGACGACGGUCAAGACAUGGAAAGCGACGAACUCACAUGGCGUGGCAUUGAAGACUUUCGCGAUGGGACCAACAAGAUGGAACGGUCCAUGAUGCAUACCCUCAAUGUCUUGAAGGAAUUCCACACCCAACAGAAUUCGGGAUUCUCGGAUACCCAUCAACUCCGACAAAUCAGCAAGCAACUCUCCCGACAAGAUCGUCAAAACGCGCAAAACAGAGGCGCCAGCGAUGCGCAAGCCGUCGGAUACAAGGUCAAGCGAUCGUCCUCGAUGGCCUCGUUCAAGACAAAGCUGCAAGCACCCUUCUCUGCCCUCCUCAAUAAGGGACAGGCAUCUGUCUCCUUCAAAGUCAACAUGGCUCCUCCUGCUUGCUAG